AUGGCGUGCAAGGCCGGCGUUGCAGCCAGUGUCGGGCCCAGCCAGGACCGCCAGCUGGUACACCGUCUCAUCCACUGCAACAGCGCCGACGAAGUGCUUGAUCAAUAUGAAAGCACGGCCGAUGAAUAUGAAUCGUAUUUCCUGAGCAACGCUUACGACGCACAUCGCCUGGCAGCGGCGGCCGUGCUGCGCCUGUUCCCGAAACAUGGCCCCGUCAGCCGGGGUGACCUGAGCGUAAUGGACGUGGCGUGCGGCACAGGACUCGUCGCCCAAGUGCUGCAUGAUGCGGGGGUCGUGCACCUGGACGCUCUGGAUGCUUCAAGCAAGAUGAUCGAAAUUUCAAGGGCACGUGGUGUAUAUCGGCGACUUAUUCAGGACACCAUUGGGAGUCAUAGGAUUGACGUGCAGGACAACACUUACGAUGCUGUGACGGUGGCCGGCGGGUUCGUUCAGGGCCACCUGCCAGUCACCGCCUUCGACGAGAUGAUUCGGAUCUGCAAGCCAGGUGGCUACAUUGUGAACUCGAUGCGUUUCGAGUACCUGGUGACGGUGAAGGAGUACCAUGAGUUGGAGCCGCACAUGGACCGGUUGGAGCGUGCCGGCCUCUGGAGACAGGUGGACCGCUACGUGACCGAUGGGUAUUUCCAACACGUCAAGCAGGGCAUCACGCAUGUCUACCAAAAGCUGUGACAUCGCACCGACCGGUCCGCUGUGGCAAUGGCGGAUCGCAGGGGAACGUGUGGUAGUGGGAUGACGGUAAAUGAGAGUGUCGUA
Pollicipes pollicipes is the source of this 774-nucleotide messenger RNA. RefSeq names its product methyltransferase-like protein 27. The coding region runs from base 1 to 690 and encodes 229 amino acids. The transcript is spliced from 5 exons. Lineage: Eukaryota; Metazoa; Arthropoda; Thecostraca; Pollicipedomorpha; Pollicipedidae. The record is from RefSeq and is a predicted model, not a curated record.